Molecule: messenger RNA, 1080 nt
Organism: Salvia hispanica
Lineage: Eukaryota; Viridiplantae; Streptophyta; Magnoliopsida; Lamiales; Lamiaceae
Product: translocon-associated protein subunit alpha-like
Cellular component (GO): endoplasmic reticulum membrane; endoplasmic reticulum
Source: RefSeq, a predicted model, not a curated record
CGUUAAAAAUAGAAGUCUAAUCUCAGCUGCCUUCACUCAAAACAGUUCUUCUCUUCAGUUUCGGACAAGACUCGACAAUGUCGAUUAGGGUUUAUCUGAUCCUAUCUCUGCUACUCUUCUCCGCCUCUUUUCUGCAAAUUGCAAGAUGCGAACCGGAUCCUGAUGCUGAAGUUGAUUCCCACGAGGAUGUUGGGAUUGUUGGCGAAGACGUCCAAGAUUUUAGUGGAGGAAACUUCAGUCCAGCUGCUGGCGUGGAAACCAUAUGCGUUUUCCCCAAUAAUCCCUUGAAAUCUGUAGCAGCUGGAGAAGAAAGUGAACUUCUUGUUGGAAUUGGAAAUGGGGGAGAAUCAAGUAUAAAUGUUAUUGCAAUCCAAGCCAGUGUUUAUCUUCCUUUCGAUCACCGCUACUUGAUUCAAAAUCUUUCGACCCAGGCUUUUAACAAUGCAUCUGUUCCUCCGUCAGCUCAAGCAACUUUUCCGUACAUUUUUGCUGUCAGCAAGUUCUUACAGUCAGGUGAAUAUGAUCUUAUUGGAACCAUCGUUUAUGAGAUCGACCAUAAUCCUUACCAGAGUACCUUCUACAAUGGAACAAUUGAGGUUACUGAAGUAGGCGGUCUGCUGAGUGUUGAGUCAGUGUUCUUGUUUUGUCUUGCUGUAGCUCUCCUUGGCCUUCUUGGGAUCUGGAUACGCGGCCAGAUACAGAAUUUCUCAAAGAAAACCAAGAGGGUUGCCAAGGUCGAAGUUGGAACUGGGACAACGGAUGCCAACACGGAUGAGUGGCUCCAGGGUACUGCGUAUACACAGUCUCAAGCGAACAAAUCAAAGAAGAAAAAGUAGAUGAGCAGUUGAGUGUAGCCAUAGAGGCUGCAAUUCUUGUAACAAAGCUUAGUGAUCCGACACACGAGGAAAAUCAGGAGUAAGCGUAGUAAGUCGCUCUUCGACUAAAAGAAUUACUAGUAUAGAAAGGACUUACCUUUGCUGUUGUAGCAUGAACUUCAAUAGUUUCCUUUUUCUUUUGAAGUUUUGUUUAACUAAUUUAUCGCCAAACUGACUUGCAGUCUAGGGUGGCAGUUUCGCAUGA